AUGCACGUGGAUAAGGUGAAGCGCUUCUCUGAUGGGCGUAUGCUCAUCGACAGCACUGCCAUCACCACUGUGCGAGUCAACCACCUGUUGCAGACAAUUCCAUACUGCCAAGCACUGGUGCAGGAGCAGCAGGACCAAGAGGCGCUGCUGCUAAACGCCUUCAUUGGAGGCCUGGAGUGGACCGAGGAGGACGAGGGGGAGGAGGAGGAGGGGAGAGGAGAGGAGAUGGGAGAGCAGGAAGGAGAGGAGGGAGAGGGAGUGGGAAGGGGAGAGGGAGGGGAAAGGGAUGGUGGUGCCGCUGGCAUGGCAGGGAGUGUGGAUGGUAUGGGGAGGGUGUUGCACAGGGGCCCACCCAACAGCAUCAACAGGCGUGCUCUGCAGCGACUCUCCCUGCGCUUGCAGCGGGGAGAGGCUCGCCUCUGGGCUCUUCUGCAGCAGACAAGAGACCUCUCCUCUCGCCUACGAAUGGAUGGCUCCUUCCCCCCGCUCCCCCCGGCACUGCUCCCUCUACUGCCCCCCCGCUCACACCAUAUAAACCCCUCUUUUUUGGGCGGAAGCAUGCUGGAAGGGGCACAGGCACAGCUAAUGGCACUGGAUGGGCGCGCAUGGGGAAAAGAGGGGGGGAAAGCAGAGGGUGGGGGAGAGGCGGAGGGGGAAAAGGGGAAGGGGGAGCAGCAGGGGGAGGAGGAGGUGGGAGAGGGUUGCAGGAAUGAGGGGGGCGAGGGGAGAGAGGGGGGAGAGGAGGAGCGGCAAUCAAAAGAUCCAGCACAGGGCACGCAAGGAAGCAGCAAGGCACAAGGCAAGAAAGAAACACCAGAAACACCAGGAGGUUUACACCAAGAGGGCAGAAGGCAAGAGGAGGUUGCGAGGCAGGAGAAAGGGCAUGGUAAGGGGGGGCAUGAAGGAGCAAAGGAGGUGGGGGCGAUGCGCAGAGAGGAGCCGUUGCUGCUGGUGCGGCGGGUGCAGCAGCUGUCAUUUGCGGCUGCUGCUGCUGUGCAGGGUGGCGUGGAGAGGAGUGAGGGGCGGCAGCAACUUCUGGAAGCGAGGAGUAUCACUCAACGCAUUGGCAUCCUCACAGGUGCGUGGGGCGGGUGA
Molecule: messenger RNA, 1095 nt
Organism: Closterium sp. Naga37s-1
Lineage: Eukaryota; Viridiplantae; Streptophyta; Zygnematophyceae; Desmidiales; Closteriaceae
Source: the annotation of a GenBank genome assembly